UUCAAAACUAUGGCAGAAGUUUCGUCGAACUCAGAAGAAGCUGAAAAAGCGUCCAAUAUUAACAGCGGAGACAAUGGGAUACAAAGGCGCCUCUCGUUUUCGUCAGAAAAAGAUAUUAGCACACUGGACACGUGUGACGUCUCAACAUUACAAAGUGUUCCUGACAACUCGAGUUCAUGCCUACCCUCUGCGGACAUCGCCGAGCAGCUCUCACCACAGGCCGUAAACACAUGUUUAAAGGUGAAAAAUGUCAUUGAAAUAAAAGAUCUCUCUCUUGAAUGUCGUCUACAUUCUAAACAGCACAAUGUAAAGCACACUGAAGACAAGGAAAACUCCACAACGCCCUCUACAACCAUCACUACAGAAAAUACCCAAGGAGAAGACACUUCUGGUCAGAGAAGUUUGCCAGAUUCCAAUGUGACUGCCAGUAAACAACACGGUGACACAGAGGACAGUGAUGCUGAGGUGGUGAGAAGAGCACAGGAGGAAGGCUGUGUGAAUGUCGUCUUUCCAGGCACUCUGACUCAGGAGGGCUGCUGCCGCUUCGUCAGCGAGAUCCUCAAGUGCAUUCUCUAUCAGAGACAGCAACUACCCAUGACAUAUGACCAGCUGGUGUAUUCCCAAAAGAAACAACAGGCCUCAAUGCAGGACAAAGACAUGGUGAGUCGGAGGCCGGUGAAGUCUGCAGACAUGGAUUGGCGGAAGUGUCAGCAAACCCUUCAGGAGCUAGAGGAAGUGCUGCAGCAGCUGGAGGUGCUAUUUUCCCUUAGCAGGGUGCCCCGUGUGCUGCUCCUACUGGGUGGCUCCCUCAUCCUGCCAAAAGAGCUGUAUGAGAUCAACAUGGAGGCGCUGGUGUUGGCUGGUGGAGAUCAGUGUCUACGGGUAUCCUCAUGCCUAAGGCAGCUUUUCCGCACUCUUUUUGUGGCUGACAUUUUGUCUGACACCAGACCUGUUCGGUUAAUGUCCACCACAGUCUUAGUGCUGGCUCACAGGGAUUGUGGCGUAGGUUGGUUUCGCCCAAAACUACAAUUUAAAGUACCAGCUCGUGUUAAGAACAAAGUUAUUGCUCUGUCUACUGAUCCCAGCACUUUUGAGGAACCAAGAGCAGAGGGGUCAGAGUGGCAGGAUUAUGUGUGGUUUCAGGCACCCAUGACUAUCAAGGGCUUCAGCAACUAACCCAUAAAGUUGGGGAGUGCACAGUAGAGAUUGGAGGUCUCUUUCUGUACCACAGUGAAAUUUUAAUGGCAGUACAAGUGAAUCUUGAACUGUAUAUAUUUUAAUGAAUUAUGAGUUUCAUUUUUACUACUUGUGAUUAAAAGUAUGUAGAUUCAAACAAUAGUGGCUUUAUUGACACAAGCAGUAUGGCGUAUUAUCCUUUUUUUUUUUUUAUCAUCUAAAAUUUUGGGAAACUGUUCUGAAGAUGCUUUGUUGGCACGUAUUGAAAUCUGUUUUGAGAACAUAGUUUCUUAUUUAUAUUUAUAAAGAAUGUUUUACAUAAAAU
Molecule: messenger RNA, 1501 nt
Organism: Seriola aureovittata
Lineage: Eukaryota; Metazoa; Chordata; Actinopteri; Carangiformes; Carangidae
Gene: mad2l1bp
Product: MAD2L1 binding protein
Exons: 3
Coding region: 10-1176 (388 amino acids)
Biological process (GO): regulation of exit from mitosis
Cellular component (GO): nucleus
Source: RefSeq, a predicted model, not a curated record